AGUCACGGCCCUGCUCUGAUCACACAGGCCUGAGCUCUGAGUGUGGAGAGGAGAGCCCUCCCUUGUCUAAAGGCUGAGGCUGUCCUCCAUGUUUUAUAAGUAUUGACAUUACACUGUUUCAGCCAUGCAUCCACAGAGUUUGGCUGUGGAGGAAGUAAAGACGGAGUCCGAUGCUGUUGAUGGGAUGGAGGUGUCCAUGCCACCCAAAGCGGCCCCUGAUCUGGGAUCAGCGGAACAGGCGCUGACUGCGCAGAAGAGGAAAGCACCCAGUCCUCCACAUUCCUCAAACGGACACUCUCCCUCUGACACGUCACCCAGUCCCAUAAAGAAGAAGAAGAAACCAGGAUUAAUCCACAACAGUAAAGACCAAUGUGAGCUUAGACAUGGUCCCUUUUACUAUGUCAAGCAGCCCGCACUCACCACAGACCCUGUUGAUGUUGUACCGCAGGACGGGCGGAACGACUUCUACUGCUGGGUGUGUCACCGCGAGGGCCAGGUGCUCUGCUGUGAGCUCUGCCCGCGCGUCUACCACGCCAAGUGCCUCAAACUGGCCGCAGAGCCUGAGGGCGACUGGUUCUGUCCAGAGUGCGAGAAAAUAACUGUGGCUGAAUGCAUAGAGACUCAGAGUAAAGCUAUGACCAUGCUGAACUUGGAGCAACUGUCCUACCUGCUGAAGUUUGCUCUGCAGAAGAUGAAACAGCCAGGGACGGAACCGUUUCAGAAGCCAGUGUCCCUGGAGCAGCACCCAGAUUAUGCCGAAUAUAUAUUUCACCCAAUGGACCUGUGCACUCUAGAGAAGAAUAUCAAGAAGAAAAUGUAUGGUUGCACAGAAGCAUUUUUGGCUGACGUGAAGUGGAUUCUACACAACUGUAUCAUUUAUAAUGGAGGGAACCACAAGCUAACAGCAACUGCUAAAGUUAUUGUCAAGAUCUGUGAACAUGAAAUGAAUGAAAUUGAGGUUUGUCCAGAGUGCUACCUGUCCGCCUGUCAGAAGAGGGACAACUGGUUCUGUGAACCUUGUUCUCAGCCUCACCCUCUGGUCUGGGCUAAACUGAAAGGUUUCCCCUUCUGGCCUGCUAAAGCCCUGAGAGACAAGGACGGUCAGGUGGACGCACGGUUUUUUGGCCAGCAUGACAGAGCCUGGGUGCCCAUAAACAACUGUUACCUCAUGUCUAAGGAGAUCCCCUUCUCUGUGAAGAAGACCAAAAGCAUCUUCAACAGCGCCAUGCAAGAAAUGGAGGUCUACGUGGAAAACGUGCGCAAGAAAUACAGCGUGUUCAACUACGCGCCGUUCAGGACGCCUUACACACCCAACAACCAGUUCCAAAUGCUGCAGGACCCUAGUAACCCUAAAAAAGGCACGGUGAAGAAUGAGAAACAGGACAAAGUCAAGUUCAACUUCGAUAUGACCGCAUCCCCCAAGAUGCUACUGGGUAAGACAGUGAUGUCAGGAGGGGCGGGACGACGGAUCUCUGUGACGGACAUGCCCAGAUCGCCAAUGAGCACCAACUCCUCGGUCCACACGGGGUCGGACCUGGAGCAGGACGAGCGAGGGGCGAGAGUGUCUUCGAGUCACUAUAGCGCCGGUGAAGACUCAAUGGAUUAUACAGCGUCCCCUGCGUCUCUGAAGACAAGCGGCAGCCCCAAGCCUCUCCUACCCACGCCGGUUAAACAGGAAAGGAGCUCAGCCACGGGAGGCAUUCUCAACCUCAAUCUUGAUCGCAUUAAAGCUGAAAUGGACCUGAAGGAGUUGAGUGAGACUGUACAACAACAGCAGCAGCAGCAAGGGACGUCCGUUCUCCUCACCUCUCCCAAAAAACCUACUAGGAGUUUGGAUAAAACUAUAGAGAGCUGCAAGGCCCAGCUGGGAAUCGAUGAGAUCUCAGAUGACGUGUACCGCGGUGUUGAGCACAGUGAUUCGGACGACUCGGACAAAUCUGACUCCAGUGACAGCGAAUACAUGUCUGACGACGAGCAGAAGCCGAAGAACACUAACCACAACAGCAGUGUCCACAAAGACUCCAAAAAGAGACCCAGACCUCCAUCUGCUCAAGGGCAAGACCAAGACGCCGCCCCAUCAACCGCUGGAGGAACUACAGGUGGGGACAAGAAAUCCUCAGAUCCCCAGACCAAAGAGAAGUUAAGUGGUGGCGUGGACAAAGACCCUCAGGAGAAGAACAAACCCCUGCAGCCGACCCAGAAGGAGCGGUCACAGCCUGGGCAGGACGUCCGGCCCGCCGGACCAGAGCCGGAUGUGGACUCGGACUCUGAACGGGAGCUGGUUAUAGACCUCGGUGAAGAACCAGGUGGGAGGGAAAAGAAGAAAGCCAAGCGAGAGACUCCAUCAGCUCCCGUCUCCACACCUAAAGAUCAGACGGGCAUUAAAACAGAUGGUAAAGCUCCUGCAUCUACCAGCAUAUCAGCUUCUCCAUCCACAGAGAACGCUUCAUCUUCCUCCAAUCCUGGUCCAAAAGAUGCAGCCUCAUCAGCCAUCAAGCCUCCAGCCACCGUCACAACAGCAUCUACCACUCAAGCCACCUCCACCUCCACCGCUCAGCCCGUGUCUACCGUCCCUGCCGCUUCCAAUGUGGUGAAGAAACAGCGCCCUCUGCUGCCCAAGGAGAGCACACAGCCGGCCCAAAGGCCUGCGACGUGGAACCAGGCUGGUGGUAAAUUCCAGACCUCGUCUCAGAAGUGGCACAUGCAGAAGGUGCAGAGACAGCAACAACAAGGAGAGACGGUUCCUCAAACAGCGGCACAGAGCCAAGCGCAGCCCCAGACUUCAGCCAACAACUCCAGCACACGCUACCAAACCAGACAUGACUCCAGCACACGCUACCAAACCAGACAGUGUGUCAAAGCUGUUCAACAGAAAGACACCUCACCUGUUAACACAGGGUCUGGUACGUCCACUUCCAGCCUGGCUGGAGACUUCCUCACCCCUCCUGCCUCUGCUGACGUCGCCGCUGACAUCGCCAAGUACACCACUAAGGUGAUGGACGUGAUCAAGGGAACAAUGACAGAGAUAUACAAUGAUCUCUCUAAGAGCACGACGGGGAACACCAUUGCAGAGAUCCGGCGGUUGCGGAUUGAGAUUGAGAAACUCCAGUGGUUGCAUCAGCAGGAGCUGUCAGAGAUGAAACAUAACCUGGAGCUGACCAUGGCUGAAAUGAGGCAGAGUCUAGAGCAGGAGAGAGAGCGGCUGGUGUCAGAGGUCAAGAAACAGAUGGAGGUGGAGAAACAGCAGGCGGUGGAUGAGACCAAGAAGAAGCAGUGGUGUGCCAACUGCAAGAAAGAGGCCAUUUUCUACUGCUGCUGGAACACAAGUUACUGCGACUACCCAUGCCAGCAGGCACACUGGCCCGAACACAUGAAAUCCUGCACACAGUCAGCCACAGCAUCUCAGCCUGAAACUGAAGCAGAAGCCAGUUCGGACACAGCCGGAAAACCUGUAGGACAGUCCCCUAAAACCCAACCGCCAUCUACCGGAGAAAGAACAUCACCCGCAAACCACGGACCCUCCCCUUCCACAGACAACACUAAAGGCAGCUCCUCCGUUGCUGUCUCGUAACCCGAGCGCAGGAGCCUUUUCAUCACCAGAACGGUGCCAUUCAAAGAGAGUCAGAUGUGAACACCAAAGGACCUUGACUCAUUUCAAACAGACUGUUUAUUGUUCAGUGUGGUCAUGACAUGAUGUCAGCACACUUCCUGUUCACUACAUCAAACUCGACAUUAGGACAAUGCCUAUAGAAGUUUGAUUCAUUUCUACGUACAUUUCGUAUUUGAAUUUGUGACUUGUUUAGUACAAAGACGGAAACACCCUUUGAUAUAAAAUAUGCAACUGUAAAACUGUUGUGCUUUUUUUUUUUUUUUUAUACAUAUCAACUUUUGUAAACUUCAACAAUUGUGUUUGAUCAAUAUAAUUUUUUUUCUCUUAAUGUGAAAGAUGCACUUAGAAGUGCCUCUGGAAGAGUACGUUCACUAUACAAAGCUAAAGGUAAAUGAAGAGCGUGUUUGUA
This is a messenger RNA of Rhinichthys klamathensis goyatoka, 4019 nucleotides long. RefSeq names its product protein kinase C binding protein 1, like (gene prkcbp1l). Gene Ontology annotation, molecular function: protein binding. The coding region runs from base 125 to 3571 and encodes 1148 amino acids. NCBI's taxonomy places the organism in Eukaryota, Metazoa, Chordata, Actinopteri, Cypriniformes, Leuciscidae. The record is from RefSeq and is a predicted model, not a curated record. The transcript has 21 exons. Gene Ontology annotation, biological process: regulation of DNA-templated transcription.